CAUAGAGAGACAGUGUGAAUAUCAGACACAUGGGUGUGUUUGUGUGUGUGUGUGUGUGUGGGGGGGGUGUAGAAUGUGCUGCUGCUGACCAUUUGGAAACAUCUCAUGGGGCCCCAUGGAAACAUCUCAGGGCGGACUGACCAUUUGGAAACUUGGGCACUGCCCGAGGGCCCGGGGUCAGUAGGGGGCCCCAUGAGAUGCCCCUGGUACCUUUUUCAUAGGCUUUUUUGAGUUUGGGCAAGGACACAGGGGCCCCAUGAUCCCCUAUUGCCCGGGGGCCCCAUGA
Messenger RNA from Staurois parvus, 286 nucleotides. The record is from the annotation of a GenBank genome assembly. Lineage: Eukaryota; Metazoa; Chordata; Amphibia; Anura; Ranidae.